Molecule: messenger RNA, 8663 nt
Organism: Myripristis murdjan (pinecone soldierfish)
Lineage: Eukaryota; Metazoa; Chordata; Actinopteri; Holocentriformes; Holocentridae
Gene: ptprfb
Product: protein tyrosine phosphatase receptor type Fb
Exons: 35
Coding region: 991-6726 (1911 amino acids)
Biological process (GO): protein dephosphorylation
Molecular function (GO): protein binding; protein tyrosine phosphatase activity
Source: RefSeq, a predicted model, not a curated record
UGUUUUCUCCGUAGAGGCAGAAGCGUGACUGUGAGGGAGAGGGAACAACAACUCCUUACCUUGCUACACACUGCUGCGAGUGUUUUUUUUUGGGAGUUGUGCUUUCGAAUUACUGGACACUUGCAGCCGAAGAAAUAACUCAAAACUGAGUUGUGUGGUACGCAGGCAACACCGGACACUUGAGCGAGGCUGACGUUCACGAGAGACGAGAGCAGCUAGCUGCCACGAAUAGAUCCAGUAUCCACGACCCCGCUCGGCCGGGAUAGUACCUCGUGUUCCUCUGCCACUGGACUCCUAUCUUUCCCCCCUCUUAAUUCGCUCCCCGGGUUGGUUGUAACUCCUUUUUCAAUUUUUUGAAGUGGAUUUUCGUGCCACAAACUGAAGACGGGACUAAAAGAAGUGUUUCAGAGAAGGAGAGAAAUGCCAACGGCGGUGACAAAGAGGAGAUUCAGUGAACUCCAAAAGUGUCUCUCAUUGGUCAAAGUUCAGGAAGGUAAGGCUCUCAAGCCUCCCUCCUCUUCACAGUGAAAUUCAACACCUAUGACAUCACAUUGUGGGCUUGACUCCUCCCAGGCAGCCCCUGAACACCGCUCAGUGUGUGAACAAGCUCUGCCUCUGAAGGAUCUCUCCCUAAGCCACCACAUUGCUUUAUAGCCACAGCUGGAAACAUAUUGCUGGAAAGCCCGAAGACAGUUCCUUUGGUUUAAUGAAAUACUGUCAGUGGAAUAACUGAGGAGGAACCAGAGCCGACUUUCUUACUUACACUUUUUCAUGAGACAUCUUUGAGGGAUAAUCUUCUUCGGAUGCUGUUGGAUUUGCUUUUCUAGGAUUUGGAUACUCUCUCUGGAAUAAGUGCCUAAAGAUAAAAGGAAUAAAAAGGAUUUAUUUGUAAGUGGACCUAAUUGACAUGCAUAGGUGUUAGUCUUUGAUCGUGUCAGAGUGGGAAGUGUCUUGUGGGGGACCGAGGAGGGAACAGUGCCAACCUGGAACAUGGUGCCUGAUAUUCACCUGUCAGUGCCCCUCGUGCCCAGAGGGGUGGUGCUGUUCCUGCUUCUACUCAGCGGCAUGGUGUUCUCCUCUCUGGCAGACAGCUUGCCAAGUUUUGUCAAAUCCCCCGAGGACCAGACGGGCAUCUCGGGUGGGGUUGCAUCGUUUGUGUGCCAGGCCACAGGGGAGCCCAAACCCAGAAUCACCUGGAUGAAGAAGGGCAAGAAAGUCAGCUCCCAGCGCUUUGAGGUGAUUGAGUUUGAUGACGGCGCGGGCUCGGUGCUGCGGAUACAGCCUCUGCGCACACACAGGGACGAGGCCAUUUACGAGUGCACUGCCACCAACAGCGUUGGCGAAAUCAACACCAGUGCCAAACUUACAGUGCUUGAAGAGAACCAGAUCCCCCAUGGUUUUCCUACCAUUGACAUGGGCCCCCAGCUGAAGGUGGUUGAAAGGACCAGAACCGCCACUAUGCUCUGUGCCGCCAGCGGAAACCCCGACCCCGAGAUCUCCUGGUUCAAGGACAUGCUGCCCGUGGACAUCAACAGCAGCAACGGCCGUAUGAAGCAGCUCCGUUCAGGAGCUUUGCAGAUUGAGAACAGUGAAGAAUCUGACCAGGGGAAAUAUGAGUGUGUUGCCAUGAACAGUGCUGGGACCCGUUACUCCUCUCCUGCCAAUCUUUACGUACGAGAUCAGCGGGAAGUGCGCAGAGUCCCGCCCAGAUUCUCCAUUCCACCCACCAACCAUGAGGUGAUGCCGGGCGGCAGUGUCAACUUGACAUGCGUGGCGGUGGGCUCGCCCAUGCCCUACGUCAAAUGGAUGAUGGGCUCCGAGGAGCUGACCAAGGAGGAAGAAAUGCCUGUGGGCCGCAACGUGCUGGAGGUCACCAACAUCCGCGAGUCGGCCAACUACACCUGUGUGGCCAUCUCUUCACUGGGCAUGAUUGAGGCCACCGCCCAGGUCGCCGUCAAAGCCUUGCCAAAGCCGCCCACCUCGCUCAUCGUGACUGAGACCACAGCCACAAGUGUGACUCUCACCUGGGACUCUGGGAAUCCUGAACCUGUCUCGUACUACAUGAUCCAAUACAGAGCCAAGUCAUCAGACAACGGCUUCCAAGAAGUGGACGGCGUGGCCACCACCCGCUACAGUAUCGGCGGCCUUAGUCCGUAUUCUGAGUACGAGUUCCGCGUAAUGGCCGUCAACAACAUUGGCCGCGGGCCGCCCAGUGACCCUGUAGAAACACGCACCGGCGAGCAGGCCCCCUCCUCGCCACCUCUGCACGUCCAAGCACGCAUGCUGAGUGCCAGCACCAUGCUGGUCCAGUGGGAACCGCCCGAGGAACCCAACGGGCAGAUCAGGGGCUACCGUGUCUACUACAGCUCAGACCUGACAGCUCCACUCAGCGCGUGGCAGAAACACAACACCGACGACAGCAGGCUAACCACCAUCUCUGGUUUGACGACCGACAUCACCUACAGCCUCAGGGUGCUGGGCUUCACCUCUGUGGGUGACGGGCCGCCUUCUGAUGUCCUGCAAGUCAAAACCCAGCAGGGAGUCCCUGCUCAGCCAUCAAGCUUCGAGGCUGAAGCUGAGCUGGACACCCGCAUCCUGCUAACAUGGCUGUGGCCCGUACAGGACCCCAUCACUAAGUAUGAGCUGCAGUACUGGGAGGCCGACUCUGACAACAAGAUCCAUGUGACCUUUAACCCAGCAGGCUCUUAUGCUGUGGAGGGACUGAAGCCUGACACCCUCUACCGAUUCUCUUUGGCAGCCCGUUCUGAAAUGGGCUUAGGCGUCUACACCCAACCCAUAGAGGCUCGCACCGCCCAGUCCACCCCAUCCGCCCCCCCUCAGGAGGUGCAUCUGGUCAGCCUGAGCUCCACCAGCAUCAAGGUGAGUUGGGUGGCGCCGCCCGCCGCUAGCCGCCACGGCGCCAUUGUGCGCUACACAGUCAGCUACCAGGCCCUUGCCGGCGAGGAUGUGGAGCGCCAUGUGGUGACGGGCAUCGGCGCAGACGCCACCAGCUACUUGCUGGAAGGCCUGGAGAAGUGGACGGAGUAUCAGGUGUGGGUGAGGGCGCACACUGAUGUGGGCCCAGGCCCUGAGAGUUCCCCGGUGAGGAUCAGAACCAAAGAGGAUGUGCCAGGCGCACCCCCCAGGAAACUGGAGGUCGAAGCAGUGAACUCCACAGCCAUCCGGGUCACCUGGAAGCCACCCCUGCAGGGGAAGCAGCACGGCCAGAUCCGAGGCUACCAGGUCAUUUUCUCCCGCCUUGAGAAUGGCGAACCGCGAGGCCAGCCCAACAUCAUGGACGUUGCUCUGCCAGAAGCUCAGUGGAAUAUUGAGGAGUCCACCGAGCAUGAGGCCAUCAUCGGCGGCCUGCACUCUGAGACCACCUACUCUGUCACCGUGGCAGCGUAUACCACCAAGGGAGACGGCGCUCGCAGCAAAGCCAAAGUCAUCACCACCACCGGUGCAGUGCCAGGCAAGCCCACUAUGAUGAUCAGCACCACCAUCGGCAACACAGCGCUGAUCCAAUGGCAGCCACCCAAGGAGAUGGUGGGUGAGCUGAUGGGCUACCAGCUGCAGUACAAGCGCAUCGAGGAGGACAGUUACACCUCGCGUGACCUGAGGAAGACCGAGGAGCACUACACCGUCACCGGCCUGCACAAGGGCGCCACCUACAUCUUCCGCCUCAGCGCCCUGAACCGCGCAGGCGCAGGCGAGGCCUACAUAAAGGAAAUCAGCACCCAGGAGGACGUGCCCACCGGCUACCCCGUCAACCUGCGGGUGACAGGGCUGACCACAUCCAGCACCCAGCUGGCCUGGGACCCCCCCGCGCUGGCAGAGAGGAACGGCAAGAUCACCUACUACAUGGUGGUGUACCGAGACAUCAACAGCCAGCAGAACAGCACCAACCGCACGGCCGACACGCGCAUGACCAUCCAGGGCCUCAAACCCGACACCACCUACGACAUCCGGGUGCAGGCCUUCACCAGCAAGGGUGGGGGACCCAUCAGCCCCAGCAUCCAGAGCAGGACCAUGUCCACAUCACCAGCAUUUGCCACAAGCUUUGGUGUCAAAGCUGUCAUGAAAACGUCCGUCCUCCUCACCUGGGAAGUGCCAGAGAACUACAAGUCCCAAGUGCCUUUCAAGAUCCUGUACAACCAGCAGAGUGUGGAGGUGCAGGGGAACCUGAAGAGGAAGCUGAUCACACGGCUGCAGCCGGACACAGACUAUUCUUUUGUGCUGAUGAGCAGGGGCAACAGUGCUGGGGGUCUGCAGCAACAGGUGUCCAUCCGCACCGCCCCUGACCUGCUCAAGACCAAGCCCAUCCUCUACAUCCAGCACCAGGCUCAAGGCAGCAAGCUGACCAUCGACCUGCCCAAAGUCCAGACCAGCACGCGUGUCAGGUGGUACUACAUAGUGGUUGUGCCGGUGUCGUCAUCGUCACGGCGAUGGGAGAAUCCAGACGAGAUGGACCUGGACGAGCUGCUGGAGUCAAGUGAAGGCCCUGUCCUGAGGCGCCGACGUCAGCUGGAGUCCCCCAGGCCUUACAUCGCCGCCAAACUGGAAUCACUGCCCGCCACCUUCACCUUGGGAGAUGAGAAGAGGUACAACGGCUUCUACAACAAGCCUCUGCCUGGCCACCAGCAGUACCUCUGCUUUGUCCUGGCUGCACUCCAAGAACAGGACCACAACAGCAGUGAUAAAUAUAGGACGUUCUCAGCCAGUCCCUACUCAGACCCCAUUCAGGUCGUGGCGGGGAGUAUCUCUCCCAGGGUGGAACAACCCGAAAUGUUAUGGGUCAUGGGCCCCGUGUUGUCUGUGGUCCUCAUCAUCAUCAUUGUCAUCGCCAUCCUGCUCUUCAAGAGGAAGCGAGCGUCGCCGCUACCAAAGGACGAGCACUCAGGUGGGGUGAAGGACUCCUUGCUGGCAAACUCCUCUGACCCCGUGGAGAUGAGAAGGCUCAACUACCAGACCCCAGGAAUGAGGGAGCACCCGCCCAUUCCCGUGAUUGAGCUGGCUGAUCAUAUAGAGCGGCUGAAGGCCAACGACGGCCUCCGCUUUUCCCAAGAAUACGAGUCCAUUGACCCAGGCCAGCAGUUCACCUGGGAGAACUCCAACAUGGAGGUCAACAAGCCAAAGAAUCGCUAUGCAAACGUCAUUGCCUACGACCAUUCCAGAGUGGUGCUCACCUCCGUUGAUGCAGUUCCUGGUAGCGACUACAUCAACGCCAACUACAUUGAUGGCUACAGGAAACAAAAUGCCUACAUCGCGACACAGGGCCCUCUGCCGGAGACACUGAGCGACUUCUGGAGGAUGGUGUGGGAGCAGAGGUCCAGCACGAUAGUGAUGAUGACCAGAUUGGAGGAGAAGUCACGGGUGAAGUGUGACCAGUAUUGGCCGGCACGAGGCACAGAGACCUACGGGAUGAUUCAGGUCACCAUGCUGGACACGGUGGAACUGGCCACAUACAGUGUCCGCACAUUCGCCCUCUACAAGAAUGGCUCCAGUGAGAAGAGAGAGGUGCGCCAGUUUCAGUUCAUGGCUUGGCCGGACCAUGGGGUGCCGGAGUACCCCACCCCUAUCCUGGCAUUCCUCAGGCGGGUCAAGGCCUGCAACCCCCCAGACGCUGGGCCCAUGGUGGUCCACUGCAGUGCGGGUGUGGGCAGGACGGGCUGCCUGAUCGUCAUCGAGGCCAUGCUGGAGCGCAUGAAGCACGAGAAGACCGUGGACAUCUACGGCCACGUGACGUGCAUGCGCGCCCAGAGGAACUACAUGGUCCAGACGGAGGACCAGUACAUCUUCAUCCACGAGGCCCUGCUCGAGGCGGCCACAUGCGGCAACACCGAGGUGCCCGCUCGCAACCUCUACGCCCACAUCCAGAAACUCACCCAGGCCCCGCCCGGCGAGACGGUCACCGCCAUGGAGCUUGAGUUCAAGAGACUGGCCAACUCCAAAGCCCACACAUCGCGCUUCAUCAGCGCCAACCUGCCCUGCAACAAGUUCAAGAACCGUCUGGUCAACAUCAUGCCCUUCGAGUCCACCCGCGUGUGCCUGCAGCCCAUCCGGGGCGUGGAGGGCUCCGACUACAUCAACGCCAGCUGCAUCGACGGCUACAGGCAGCAGAAGGCGUACCUGGCCACCCAGGGGCCUCUGGCCGAGACCACUGAGGACUUCUGGAGAAUGCUGUGGGAGCACAACUCCACCAUUGUCGUCAUGCUCACCAAACUACGAGAGAUGGGGCGGGAAAAGUGCCAUCAGUACUGGCCAGCCGAGCGCUCAGCCAGGUACCAGUACUUUGUGGUGGAUCCCAUGGCCGAGUACAACAUGCCCCAGUACAUCCUCCGAGAGUUCAAAGUCACAGAUGCCAGGGACGGCCAAUCCAGAACAAUUCGCCAAUUCCAGUUCACCGACUGGCCCGAGCAAGGAGUGCCAAAAACCGGAGAAGGUUUCAUUGAUUUCAUCGGCCAAGUGCACAAAACCAAGGAGCAGUUUGGACAGGAUGGACCAAUCACUGUACACUGCAGUGCUGGGGUGGGCAGGACCGGGGUCUUCAUCACCCUCAGCAUCGUGCUGGAGAGGAUGCGAUACGAGGGCGUGGUGGACCUCUUCCAGACGGUGAAGACACUUCGCACCCAGCGGCCUGCCAUGGUGCAGACAGAGGACCAGUACCAGUUGUGCUACAGGGCAGCACUGGAGUACCUGGGGAGCUUUGACCACUAUGCAACGUAACCACUUCCACCGAGCAGCCUCCCUGGUCAGACCUCUCAGGAGUGUGCCAAGUGUCCCAUCUCAGCCACCAUCCACUCACUUGACCCCCAUUACCCCCCCUCACAGCUACCGGAGGGGAGGAGAACGGGACGCGCUUGCGGACCCAUUGACGGGUCCAACCAAUCACAGAGAUCCAUGCGGAUUUACCACACAGAGAUUUUUGCUUUAAAAAUAACAAAAAGAAACAGUACAAUGACUUCAACAACUCUGCUUGUACGGAAGCGACAGCUCAGAGCGGCAGCCUGCUUUUCUGUUCUGUCCACGCCAAACCUCCCGAUUGUCAAAGGCUACUGGUAGCACUAAGAGAGACAUCUCUUUUUUGUUCAAUUUUAUUAUGAAUUAUCUUUAUGACAGAUGUUAUUAUUUAGUGCAUCAUUUUUUUUGUUGUUGUUUUUAAUAAUCAUUUUAACACCAGACAUUUCUUUUGUCUUAAACGGCCCGGCUGCUGGCCUGCAUUAUUUUCAUAAUCGGUACGUCUUUUAUUUUUAUCAUUAUUUUUUUUUUUAUAUCGUCUAGGGUACUUUAGCACAAGGGACAUGUAUUUUUAACACGUUCCUAGAUACUAAUACAGGAGAACCACUGUUCUCUGAGCUGCUGUCAGAUUUCCUUUGUCUCAUCACGUUAAUGUUUUGUUCUCAUGUAUAUUGUUUUGGUCUUAUUCAGUUCAAUGGAGCAUGGGUUCACUUUGAUACGCCUUUUCACUCGCUGUUUCUUACGUUAAAAAAAAAAAAAAACACAAUUUUUGAAAAAAGUUCUCCAAUAAUUUCCGAGCAUACACCUGCUAAAGUUGUCCUAUGUAAACACAGUAGCUAGUCGAAAAAAAAAGUGAAUCAGCUAACAGACUAAAUCAGCGGUGUACAGAACUGGAAAGCACAUGAUUAUGUUUUUUUUUUUGUUGUUUUUUUUUCUUAUGUUGUUGCUGUCUUUUGUUUCGCUUUUGUUUUUUCGUCAGAAGCCUAUGGCAUUGAGGCCUUCAUACUCCACACCGGAGAACUUAUGUGAGGAAAACAGACUUUUAUACUCCGUGAUAUCUGAAUAUAGUUGCUCUUCAAGCCCCUCCUGUCUCCUCGCAGCCCAGUAGCCUGGUCGGUUUGCCCGGGGUUGAAGCGAACAGAGCGAAGGAGCCGGGCUGGUUCACACGGGCCGAGGAGUAGAGCCAUUAACACUGGCACCUGUACAGAAUCAACCAUUCCUACCAGAGGGAGAGACUCAGCCCUUUGGACUGAACCUGCUAUUAUUUCAUACAGAAAUAGAACUAUAAAUAUAUACAUAUAUAUAUAUAAAUAUAUAUAUAAUUAUGAUUGAUUAUAUAUAUGUACAAUUAUACAUAGCUAUAUACACAGCUGCAAAAGUAUAUUGUUCAAAAGGAUUCACUCUGCCAACGCACCAAACCUAGAGAAGCUGCAGAGAGCCUGCUGUCCUAGAGUGUGUAUUAAUGGAAACACCAUUGUAUCUACUGUACUACCAUAGUAACUUUGGCAGCCGGGUGUCCGCCUGAAUGAGGAAAACAGCACAACCCUCUCCCCUCCCCCCCCCGAACCCACCCCACCCAUCAAAAUCGGACGACUCUUUAAAGUGCUGGCUGUCUCACCACUCAAGCACAUCUUCACCCACAAGGUGCAGGCAGGAAUGUCCAAAUCCGAGGCCUAAAGCGGCGGCGGCGGCGGCGGCGGCGGCGGCGGCGGCGGUGGGGACGCUGGGGUUGGGGGGGACUUGAACACGCUGGCAGAAAACGUUCAUUUUUACCUUGUGAAUGCUUAGUGCUGUAGGGGUUCGAUCUGUUGUAUACACAGUCUGUUUUCUAUUUGUUAAUAAAGAACUGGAAUUUAAAAGAUAUUGCUGCAAAAGAAACAGCUCCUCGAUGUUAAUAAAGUUGAAUAAUUGGGUUUUUGUACGAA